Gavialis gangeticus (Gharial) is the source of this 3565-nucleotide messenger RNA. RefSeq names its product complement component receptor 1-like protein. NCBI's taxonomy places the organism in Eukaryota, Metazoa, Chordata, Crocodylia, Gavialidae. The record is from RefSeq and is a predicted model, not a curated record. The transcript is spliced from 14 exons. The coding region runs from base 9 to 1811 and encodes 600 amino acids.
CGGGCGCCAUGAUGCGUCGUAGCCGCCUCGGCCCGCGGCUGGGCCUUGCGUUGCUGCCGACCUUGUUGCUGCUGCCGCUGCUGCCCGGCGCCGCGCGCGGUGAUUGCGGCCCUCCUGACAGGUUACCCUAUGCAGAGCUAACGGAUGAGUUUAGAGAUAAGACCACCUUCCCUGUUAACAGCUCUGUGCAAUACGUUUGUCGCCCAGGGUACAGGAGAAACCCUUCCUUGGAGGCCACUCUAACUUGUCGUGCAGGUUCAUCAUGGUCACGUCCUGAAAAAUUUUGUAUAGGGAAGCUCUGUGGUCAUCCAGGAGACUUGCCAGAUGGUUCUGUUCAUAUAGAGACUGAUCUUGGUUUUGGUUCAACAGUGACAUUUUCUUGUAAUGAAGGGUACAGAUUAAUUGGACCACAGUUUACUCAGUGUGAGAUUGCUGGCAAAGGUGUUCGUUGGAAUAAAGGAAUUCCACACUGCGAGUCAAUUCCUUGUUUACCACCUCCAGACAUAGAAAACGGGAAGCACUCUGAACAGGAAGAUUAUACCUAUGGGAAAUCAGUAACUUACCAGUGCAAUGAUGUGCCGAGAGGUUCAGUCCCUUUCUCACUUAUUGGGGAGGCAACUAUUCAUUGUAGUUCCAAUGGAGAUGAUAAUGGAGUUUGGAGUUCACCCGCCCCUCAGUGCAAAGUGGUCAAGUGUCCAGAGCCAGCAGUUCAAAAUGGGAGAAAAGAAACUGCAUAUUCACCAAACUAUAUUUAUAGAAGCAAAGUUGCUAUUAAAUGCCUUCCUGGCUAUGUCAUGAGUGGAAGUGAUGUGAUUGAAUGCCAAGAGGAUAAUACCUGGCAUCCUGAAUUGCCAGUUUGUCUAAGUAAGUUCUGUGGUCAUCCAGGAGACCUGCAACAUGGCUCUGUUCAUACAGAGACUGAUCUUGUUUUAAAUUCAACAGUAACAUUUUCUUGUAAUGAUGGGUACAGAUUAAUUGGACCACGAUCUAGUCAAUGUGUAAUGUUUAACAAACAUCUUGCUUGGGAUAAACAAAUUCCACACUGCCAGCGAAUUCCAUGUUUACCACCUCCAGACAUAGAAAACGGGAAGCACUCUGGUGAACAGGAGGAUUAUACCUAUGGGACAUCAGUAACUUACCAGUGUAACGAUGUGCCGGGAGGUUCAGUCCCUUUCUCACUUAUUGGAGCAGAAACUAUUCACUGUCUUUCUGAUGCACAAAAAAAUGGAAUUUGGAGUGCACCCGCUCCUCAGUGCAAAGUGGUCAAGUGUCCAGAGCCAGCAGUUCCAAAUGGGAAAAGAGAAACUGGAUAUUCACCUAACUAUAUUUAUAGAAGCACAGUUAUUAUGAAAUGCCUUCCUGGCUUCGUCAUGAGUGGAAGUGAUGUGAUUGUCUGCCAAGAGAAUAAUACCUGGCAUCCUGAAUUGCCAGUUUGUCUACACACCGUCUCAGUUAGCACAGCCUCAGCUCCUACUGGAACUGCCCCGCUUAUUCCUCAUGGAAGAAUAAUUCAUGGACCAAAGCCACUAUAUGCUGUUGGAGAGAGCAUUACAAUUGAAUGUGAUGCAGGCUACACAUUACACGGGGAAGCUAAUAUUCAGUAUGUUGGUGGAAAUCAGUGGAAGCCUGGAAUUCCAUCGUGUCAGUUAAAGGGGGGGUUAAGUACAGGUCUAAUCGUCACCCUCAGUGUUGUUUUUGGUGCCCUUGUGGUGUCACUGGCAGGAUAUGGGGCCUAUAAGAAAUGGGGUAACCAGAGAAGGGAAACUGCCUGCCCUCCAGCCACUGCUGAAUACACUGCUUGUAAAGCAUGAUUGAUCAUUGUGGGGGGGUGAAGUUAAAUGAGCCUUUCAGAGAUGGAAAAAGGACUGCACUUGCCCUGAAUUUGUCUGAGAAUUGUUAGUCCCUCCUUUCACCAGAGUUGAAGAUGUCAUGGCAGAAUCUUUACUUUUCGUUAUUCUUUCCUGUUUGGAUUGAUGAAUUUUAAGGAACGCAAAAACCUAUGUCGUCCCUUUCAGCUCCAUCUGUUGUCUUCCUCUCCUAGUAAUUUUGCCUGUAGCUUUCUCUAGUCAGCAAGGAAGUUUGUGUUAGUACGAGACAGCUGCUGCCUUUUCUGUCUUGCUGUCCUUACAGAAGAGACUGUAAAAGGAAAGAUGACUUGGUAGGGCCUUAAUAUGGCUCCUGAGCCACUACAAAGAUUUUGACAUUUAGAUGUUGUUCUUUUAAAGCACUUGAUUUCUGUUAAUUAUUCUUUCUGAAGAAAGCAGCACUAUUUGUCUGUAUGAAUAUUUUUGCACACUUGCUGUCUUAAGUUUGCUGGUGGUAAAUGUAUAUUUUGCUUGAAAACUAAAUUAUUUAUUUUCCUGCUUUUGAAGAUAUUGUGGAUUGACUUUGGAGUUGUUUUACCAUUCUCACUCCUUCUCUAUUGCGGAAGUUUUCUUGUAGGCUGCCAAGAACCAGAGAGAGGUCCCUGUCGGGAAUCUCCUUGUUCAGGUUUUAGUUUAUGGUAAACCGAUAAAAAGCACUUAAGUGGUGCGCUGGUAUGUAGAUGCUAGUAACUGCACCAUAAACCAGGAUUAUUAGACUGGCGGGAUUAUGAAAUAAUCCAAUGUUCUAACUAACUUCUAAAAUUCUGUCGCUUGGACCUCCUGUGUUUUUGUAUGCAGACUGCCAUGUCUCCAGGGUAGACUUACAGUGUUGUUAAAUGGGUAUGUUAAUGGGGAAAUGCUAAACAGCUGUGCAGAGAAACACUCAUUUCAUGUUUAAAAAAAAAAGUUAAAUAAAAGAUCAACCAAAGUUACUCAGCUGACGGAGGUCAAAGAAUUAUUGGAUUGGGCUUUCUUGCAUUGGAAAUUGGUCCUUGAUGUGUAUAGUUCAAUGUGAGGUCCCCGCAGCCUCACAGACAAGUUGUCUGUAGACAUGGGCUUGAAAGGAAGCUAGUAUCUGUGACUUGAAAUGUUUAAAUUUCAUUGCCAAUGUUGUAUGUAAAUUAUGGCAGUCUACAUAGACAGUUCAGCCAGGGACUGACCUUUUUUUGGCAUAGAAGGUGGUCAUUUCAACUUAGGUGGUUGAAGCCUUGUUUAUCAAUGUAAAUGCUGGUUGUGCUUUUGAUACGGAUGUAUAUAGUGUCUUAGCACUCGCUUUAUAGAUGUGCAGUAUGAUUUAAUGUCAUUUAAAAUGUGCUGUGUGCAAAAUUAUGCAAGGCUUUGAGCUAUUCUUAAAGUGAAUAUCUAAAGUCCUAAUUUGUCUUAUUUCUUCUUCUCCAUACUGAGGCCCUGACCCUGCAGAGACUUCCACAGUGAGUCUGUCCAGAUUCUUUGCAGGGUCAAGGCCUCGUCAAAAUAGUUUAAUUUCCAGGAAUUUUGCUCUGAUUGGGUCUCUGGAUACCUUAGUGAGGAGUAUAUUGUAAAUGCCUGUAUCAUCACUGGAUAGCCUGAUUCUACCUUCAGUGCCUUUUACCAUAUUGUUUUUGAAAUGCGCAUGCAAAAGAUACAGGCUUAUUAAAUGUUCUGUCUGAUGUAAAGUCCAGUAAUGACUUCUAAUAAAGAGAAGUACAUUUUAUUAGUGA